Entrophospora sp. SA101 is the source of this 953-nucleotide messenger RNA. The record is from the annotation of a GenBank genome assembly. NCBI's taxonomy places the organism in Eukaryota, Fungi, Glomeromycota, Glomeromycetes, Entrophosporales, Entrophosporaceae.
AAUCUCCCUGGGAGUUCGACUUGAUUGUGGAAAAUAUAGAUAUAGAAGAAAAAUUUAUUGGAUUGCGUGAAAUAUUAUACAAACCAAAAAAUAAAUUGACAUCAUUUAAUUAUGGAAUCAUUGAUCUUAAUGAUCAAAACAUCCAAAUUGAAUUAGGAACUUCCACAGGCAUGGAAAAGUUGGCAGAUUCAUUGAAUAGUAUUAAAAUAAAUUAUAAAAAUUUGGAUGAAGAUGUUUUGUACCUAAAAAGAAACCUACCCGAGGGCUGGUACAACAGCAACAUAGUUACGCCCAUAUUUGACGAUUGCAUGGCAAAGCUGAUGGAAUUUGUUCUGAGCGGUAAUUAUUUACAAGACUUUUUUUAUGCUUUGAUUUUAUAUUUUAACCAACUUUUAUGGCCAUUAUUCUUGAAUAGUGGGGAAAUUACGAGCAAAAUACAAAAGGCAACCAUAAAAAACCCCAAAAAACGCAAGAAAUACAACGGCAUUAUGUCAUUGACUAAUUCGAUUGAAUUUAUAUAUAUUGAGACAGCUACUACCACCGACGCAAGCAAACAGAUAAAAGAUUUAUCUAAAUUAUACGAGGCAAUUUCAAUUAUACAACGAGUAGAGCUAACAGAUUAUUGGCCAAAACAAUAUCCAGAAUCUACCACAGGAAUAAAAUUUUUGGUGAUGUAUCUAGGACGGGUUGAUACUCCCGGUGUCAGCACAUCAAUGGAAAACUUUUACAACAAUUUUAAAAAUCAAUUAAAAUCUAUUGAUCAAGGAAUUGAUACAACUUUAUGGGCAGCAUUUAGUAAGGAAGUAUCAGAUAUUUCCAGUGAAUCAUUCUUGUUCAAUAGGCAGGUAGUUUCAUCACACUUGUCAUUGGCUCAAACCAAAUCUAUUCAACAAGAAGUUGAAGCUUUAGUAGAGCAAAUUGAUAAUUAUGUAGAUGUAGCCUUAAAUUUUUGA